Molecule: messenger RNA, 760 nt
Organism: Pseudocercospora fijiensis CIRAD86
Lineage: Eukaryota; Fungi; Ascomycota; Dothideomycetes; Mycosphaerellales; Mycosphaerellaceae
Exons: 1
Coding region: 414-704 (96 amino acids)
Source: RefSeq, a predicted model, not a curated record
CCUUUCUUCGCCUACCGAGACGGCAUCAUCGACAAUGGCAAUAGCGGCGGUGGCGUCGUUUCCGAUGCUGCUGGUGCAUACGCGGUCGUUCUGACUGCAGGCGACGAGAUCUCUGGUCCAAAUCCAGACAGCUUCCAGUACAGAUGUAGAGACAAGGAUCCAGGCCGCUAUCGGUUGACAGCGGGCACGCCAGAGUCGCGGCAUCCCGUACGAAUCCUCAGAAGCCAUUGUCUGCAGUCCUUGUGGAAGCCGAGAGCCGGGCUCAGAUACGAUGGCUUGUACGUACAGACAAGGAAUCAAUGCAGCCUAGAAGAAGCAUGUCGAGGCAUUUUUUGCAAUCCAAUCAUGCUGAGUGAGCUCGCAGGCAUAAAGUCACCGGCUGGACGAUCAAGCAUGACAACAGAACCAACCAGAUGCUCUACAUAGUCAAUUUCCAGCGUCUUCCAACCGAGCCGAGCAUGGAAAUCGUCCUGAAAAGACCUUGGUCGGACGAAGUCGAAGAUUAUACAGAGUACAAGCGCAUUCGAAAUCUUCAACGUGAGAAGCAGAAGGCAGCUCUGAAGCCUGUUUUGACGCUGGCAACGGAUGGCAUCAAUGAAGGCAAGUCAACGCCGAUUCCAGAGUUGUACGAUCCCGAGACUCCACAAGGCACGAUAUACAUGCUUGAGCACGAGGCCGCUGGCGAUUCGGGCCAAGAAUUCUAGCGUCCUGACUUGCGAUUUUCCAAUUUCUGAGCAAAGGACUCUCCUGCUUCAAGUCG